Molecule: messenger RNA, 813 nt
Organism: Acanthisitta chloris (rifleman)
Lineage: Eukaryota; Metazoa; Chordata; Aves; Passeriformes; Acanthisittidae
Product: 1-acyl-sn-glycerol-3-phosphate acyltransferase alpha-like
Exons: 6
Coding region: 1-813 (270 amino acids)
Biological process (GO): phosphatidic acid biosynthetic process
Cellular component (GO): membrane; endoplasmic reticulum
Molecular function (GO): 1-acylglycerol-3-phosphate O-acyltransferase activity
Source: RefSeq, a predicted model, not a curated record
AUGGAGCUGUUGCUUCUUCAUUACCCAUUUACUUGUGUGUUCCUGGCUUUUCUAGUCCUUUACCAGGUGAAACCUGCCUUCAGAUUCUUCUGCAAGAUGACCUUCUAUAAGUUGUGGGUCUUCACUGUCAGCAUUGUGUCUAUUGUCCUCAGUCUUCCUCGUGGCAGGAACGUGGAGAACCUCAAGAUUUUGAGUGCAAUGAUCCUGCCAAUCAAAUACAUCUUUGGUAUCCAGAUAGUGGUGAAGGGCAAGGAGCACCUGAGGUCUAAGAAACCUUUUGUCAUGGUGCUGAACCAUCAGACCUCCCUUGACAUUCUGGUGAUGAUGCAGGUAUUACCCAGUCGCUGUGUAAUCAUUGCAAAGAAGGAAAUCCUCUACAUGGGCACCUUUGGCUUGGCCUGUUGGCUUGGAGGAGUUGUCUUCAUUGACAGAAAGAAGAGGGAAGAGUCUAUCAACAUAUUGUCAGAGGUGGCACAAUCCCUGCACAAGGACAAUGUGUGUGUCUUGGUCUACCCUGAAGGAACUCGCAAUCAUGGUGGCUCCAUGCUGCCCUUCAAACGUGGAGCCUUCCAGCUGGCUGUGAAAGCCCAGGUCCCCAUUGUUCCUGUUGUGUUGUCUUCCUACUACAGCUUCUACCACCAGAAGGAGAAGAGAUUUACACCAGGCAAACUCAUCAUCCAGGUCCUGCCAGAAGUGCAGACCCUGGGUCUGGGCCCGGACGAUGUUGCCAAGCUCACCGAGCAGGUCCGUGACUCCAUGGUGACCACCUACCAAGGAAUCUCAGGAAUGACGAAUGGAGCUUCCCAUCAGUGA